AUGUCGGUGUGGAAUCCAGAGAACGUGGUGGACGUCGCGGAGUCAAUCGGCAUAGCAUCUCUCAACCGUGAUGUCGUGGAGCACCUGGCAAGAGACGUGGAAUACCGCAUGAGUCAAGUCCUGAACGAGGCACUCAAAUUCAUGCGCCAUGGCAAACGGACGACUCUCAACACACAAGACAUCUCGCAAGCACUACGACUGCUUGAUGUGGAGCCUCUAUACGGAUACGAGAGCACGCGACCUUUGCGAUUCGGGGAAGCCAGUAUUGGGCCGGGACAACCACUCUUCUACGUGGAGGACGAGGAGGUGGACUUCGAGAAGCUCAUCAAUGCGCCUUUGCCUAAGGUGCCCCGGGAGAUGAGUUUCACCGCGCAUUGGUUGGCGGUCGAGGGUGUGCAGCCGAGUAUACCACAAAACCCUCUCGCGGAUCCGCGUUCGGCUGAGUUGGCGGCCAAGGGCUCGGGAGCGAAUAGUACGCUUGCGGCUGUGAGUGGGAAUGAUAAUGUUUCGGUCAAGCCGCUGGUCAAGCACGUCCUUUCGAAAGAGUUGCAGCUUUACUUUGAACGGAUCUGCUCUGCUAUUCUGGACGAGAACAAUGACGAGUAUCGUUCGGCCGCCUUCGCCAGUCUACGAACAGAUACGGGCUUGCAUCAACUUGUGCCGUAUUUUGUGCAAUAUGUGGCGGACAAAGUCACGCAUAGUCUGAAGAACAUCUUCUACCUCACGCAAUGCAUGCAGCUCAUUGCAGCAUUACUGGACAACCAAAGCUUAUACAUCGCGUCAUACAUCCCUGGCGUCGUACCCUCGGUCCUCACAUGCCUGAUAGGCAAACACCUCGGCAACGCUGCUCACGAUGGUGCUGCGACACACUUCGCUCUACGAGAUUACUCCGCCAGUCUCUUAAGCAAAAUCGCUCGCCAAUACGGCCCCAGCUCUUCAACUCUCAAACCCCGGAUUGCAAGAUCAUGCCUGAAGCACUUCCUCGACUCGCACAAGCCGUUCGGGACACACUACGGUGCUAUCCUCGGCUUGACAACAAUAGCAGGCGUGCAAGGCGUACGUGCACUCAUCUUACCUAAUUUGAAGGCAUACGAUGUCCAUCUGCAGGAGGGCAUGAAGGAUGAUGGGAAGAAGGAGCAGGCUGAGUUUGUGGUCAGGGCUAUUGUGGAUGCGUUGGAGACGUUGAAGGAGGACUCGGUUGGUGCGAUGGCGAAUGGACAUCCGGAGGGUGAGGCUCUCAGGGAGAGGUUGGUGGAGGUUUUGGGGGAAGUUGUGGGGGGUCGGGUGGCUGAGAGGGGGGAUGUUGGGUUGGUUGGGGCUGUGCUGGAGAAAGAUAUGGUGGUGUGA
This is a messenger RNA of Recurvomyces mirabilis, 1347 nucleotides long. It is a transcript of the gene taf6, whose product is annotated as histone H4-like TAF Taf6, SAGA complex subunit. NCBI's taxonomy places the organism in Eukaryota, Fungi, Ascomycota, Dothideomycetes, Mycosphaerellales, Teratosphaeriaceae. Gene Ontology annotation, cellular component: SAGA complex; SLIK (SAGA-like) complex; transcription factor TFIID complex. Gene Ontology annotation, biological process: transcription initiation at RNA polymerase II promoter; RNA polymerase II preinitiation complex assembly. Gene Ontology annotation, molecular function: protein heterodimerization activity; RNA polymerase II general transcription initiation factor activity; transcription coactivator activity. The record is from RefSeq and is a predicted model, not a curated record. The transcript has a single exon. Bases 1 to 1347 code for a protein of 448 amino acids.